AUGGCAUUGGACACACUAAAAACCUACCCGGCUGAUGCCAUAUACUGUUACACAGACGGGUCGGACAUGAAGGACCUCGUAAGAGCUGGGUAUGGGGCCUAUAUCUGUUACCCAGACCUCGACCCAGAAAAGCUGUCAGGUGCAUGCGGCCUCGCCGCAUGUAGCUUUGAUGCAGAAUUAACAGCGAUAACCAAUACCCUCAAUCACGUGCUCCAAAAACUGCGCAAAAAGAUAACCAUUGUAAUGGUUACCGAUUCCCAGUCCUGCCUCCAAGCCAUGGCUGGCUUAGGGGGAAAGUCCAAAUUAAUGGAAGAGGCAUUAGGCUCCGCAAAUAACAUCCACCUGCUUAUUGGAGCUGUCAUCGUUAUGCAGUGGGUGCCCUCGCACUGCGGCGUGAGGGGCAAUGCCGUGGCUGAUGCUCUAGCACGAGAAGGAGCGCUGGCCAUGCCCGCUUUCGAGUCACCAAGUACGUUCCAACAGGCUACGACAGUAAUACGAGAGUGGGUACAUGAAAAGUGGUUGAAAUCCUGGGAUAACUCCAGCACUGCCAGGGGAGUCUGGCAGCACAUGCGCCGCCCAAAUCAAGAGGACCCAUGGUGGAGGCUAAAAAGUUCAGAUCAGAACAAACAACAAUAG
This is a messenger RNA of Biomphalaria glabrata, 636 nucleotides long. RefSeq lists its product as uncharacterized. The record is from RefSeq and is a predicted model, not a curated record. Gene Ontology annotation, molecular function: RNA-DNA hybrid ribonuclease activity; nucleic acid binding. NCBI's taxonomy places the organism in Eukaryota, Metazoa, Mollusca, Gastropoda, Planorbidae. The coding region runs from base 1 to 636 and encodes 211 amino acids. The transcript has a single exon.